UGGGUGAGGCAAUAUGGCGGAGAGUGACUUCACUAGUCAAGAGCCAGCACGCCCGUUGCUAUGGAUACCAUCACGCUCAAUGGGGAAUUUGCUGCACAUUCGUCAGUCGCUACAAAUAUUUUUCUCCAUAACUACCAAGGCGCGGUUUCGGUAAACGGCAGGUGAUGGAGUGCGACAAUGACCUAAAUGAACUGCGGCUCCAAUUCCAAGCUCUGCAGAAACAGCAAGAGAAAAGAAAACAGGGUAGGAGGAAGGAGAUGAAUCCAAAUGAGAUAAAUGCCAGUGUUUCACAGGAGUGGCUUGAAAACCAGGAACAUUUGGAAUUAUCCAAAAAAGUCAAUCCAGCAAACCACCGUGAAGACAGCGUUCUGACGAAUGAGAGUCAAAUGCUCCAGGAUCAGUUGAGAGAGCUCAUUGAUGAAAACGGUCGUCUCUUCAAACUUGUGAGGGAAAAGGAUUAUGAAAUGCAGCAUGUGAAGAAGGAAAGAGAGGAGGAAAGACUGGCAUUAGCGGGUGCAUCAGGGUUAGCGGGCGAUGUAGCAGCAACCAAGAUUGUUGAGCUGUCCAAGAGGAAUAGAGAGCUAACUGCUGAACUUGAGCAUGUAAAGAUUAGAUCCAAGCAAAGUGACAACAGAAUCAAAGAGCUGGAGAAACAGUUACAGGCUGCUUCAGGUGGGCAAAGCAUUGACACCAAGAUGCAGGCAAAGAGUUCAUCGAAAGACAGUGAGGGCAGUCCACUGGUAAAGUCUCUGCAGGAAAAAUUAGCAGCUGCUCAGUUAAAAGUGGCAGAGUAUCGCAACCAGGUUCAGUCUGUCAAACAGGAGUUGAAAAUAGCCCAGAAGGUUUUGAUCAGUGAAGUUGGAGAAGAGGUCAACCUUCAGCAAUUAUUAAACUGCCCAGGCAGUUUUAGGGGGCGGUCUCAGCAGAUUUUAGCUCUUCAGACAAGGGUCCGGGACCUUGAGCAACAGCUGAACCAGUUAGCUCAGCGGAGAGAACCGAGUGUCCAGAACCUAGAAGAAGAAUUAAUGGGAGUCAGCAGCUUUCAGAAAGCCAGCCUUCAAGACAGGAAUAUCUCUCACCUCCGCACCAUAGAGAAGGAGAAGAGAGCAACAUUUGAGAGGCUCUCAGCAGAUUAUGAGACUCUCCUAAAAGAGCACGAGGAUGUGAAGAAAAAGCUGGAUGCCUCUAAAGCCAGGAACACCUCUCUAUCCGCUGAAGUCAAAACUCUUAAGAUGCAGAUUGCUACCCUACUGGAAAAGGGUAAACAUGAUGAUGAGCUUGUGGCUGCUCUGCUGAAGCAGCAGAGCAAGAUGCAGGAGGUGUUAGGACGGCUCAGCCAGCAGCAGACUGUUCCGAGCAAGGAGAUCCAGCAGACGAGCAUCAAGUGUUCAAGUCAUAAUGCUUUUAUCCAGAAUCUUAAGGACGUUAUUGCAGAUAAAGAGACCAAGAUCAAAGAGCUACAGCAUCAGAUCAGCGUCAUGGGAGAGGCUGCAUCCACCAUCAGUUCAGGAAUUUCCCCUAAAGAGGGCGCCAUAAACAAGAACAUGAGUUCUACAGGUGUUGAGUCUGCACUUGGUCAUAAACUGGUGCUGCCUGCUGUCGGACGUACAACAGAAUCCAGCAUGUCGACAUCGUUCAGCUGAUGUGAUGUGCUGAUUAUAAACCCCAGUUUGAAGUGUGAAGAAAGACUCCUCCAGCUGCAGUCAACAUGCCACAAAUUAUUCCUAACUUUGAAGAAAGCAAUAUGUGACUGGAGAUACUGGCUACAACUUUAUCUUUGUUUAAAAAAGCACUGUAUAGGACUUUGUUACAAAAACAAACUGUUAAAUGUCAGCUGAAUUUUCCGGGGCGUACAAUCUUGAUCUGUUUUUUGUUUUAAAAAUUCAUUUGUGCCGCUCUACAAUGAAACUGUCGCUAGUAUAGCAACAGACAAAAGUUGUUUGAUGCCCAGUUUCUACAACUGCCUCCACAGAAAUGUGUAAGUCCUUCAGAUUUUCACUGGUGUCUCUGAAGCUUGCCUCUUGUCUGCUUCUUUUAUCUCAGUGAUUGUUUUUUAUGUCAUUAGAUUUAUUACUGAUUGAUUUAAAUGAACUCCAAUAGAUAGUUGGUGACUUGGACAAGUUUGGUAUUUAUCUAUUUUCGGUGUAGGUAAAAAUAAAUAUAUAAAUAAAAUUGGCUGUAAAAGUGGUGAAUUAGAUGUGAUAUAAUAAACAGUAGGGAUGCAUGUUC
Messenger RNA from Thalassophryne amazonica, 2229 nucleotides. RefSeq names its product coiled-coil domain containing 13 (gene ccdc13). Bases 165 to 1643 code for a protein of 492 amino acids. The record is from RefSeq and is a predicted model, not a curated record. The transcript has 14 exons. Gene Ontology annotation, cellular component: centriolar satellite. Gene Ontology annotation, biological process: cytoplasmic microtubule organization; non-motile cilium assembly. NCBI's taxonomy places the organism in Eukaryota, Metazoa, Chordata, Actinopteri, Batrachoidiformes, Batrachoididae.